UAACACGAAUUCUUGUGGAAGAAAAAAGAUUGUGAAAAUGAAAUUAUACUUGUAAAUACUGUAUGUAGGUCAUUUGCGAUAGUUCUGUACUUUUUCGGAUAGUCUGCUUUCCAGAGACAAGCCUUUUUCAACCCCUUUGCCUACUGUAGGUAGGUUAUGUGGACACAAGAAUGACCGCGUCCAGAAAACUCGCGGUUUUCCGGCUGCCCCCUCUCCCUACCAUCGGGGAGAUCAUCAGGCUGUACAAUCUGAGGGCAGAGAAGCAGCUAUCCCAGAACUUCCUGCUGGAUAUGAGACUCACAGACAAGAUUGUGCGCCAGGCUGGCGGUCUGAGCAAUGCUCACGUGUGCGAGGUCGGGCCCGGCCCCGGAGGGAUCACGCGCUCCAUUCUCAGUGCUGGGGCUGCAGAUCUGCUUGUGGUCGAGAAGGACACCCGUUUCAUUCCGGGCCUACAACUGUUAGCUGAAGCUGCACCAGGAAAAGUGCGAAUUGUUCAUGGGGACAUCCUGACCUACAAGAUGGAAAGAGGAUUUCCCCAAAAACUGGCUAGAAAAUGGGAUGAUGAGCCUCCGGAUGUGCACAUUAUUGGAAACCUGCCGUUCAGCGUCUCUACUCCCCUCAUCAUCAAGUGGCUGGAGAACAUUUCCAACAGGGAUGGUCCCUUCGUCUACGGUCGGACCCGGCUUACCUUGACCUUUCAGAAAGAGGUUGCAGAGGCGGGGGACCACCGACCGGCCGCGGCCGGCCUGGCGUCCUCCGUCCUGUCGAGAGGCUAUUGUUUCCAGCCGCGGGGCCGCUCAGCCGUGUCUGUGAAGGUGGCAGAUGUUAGCUCUUGA
Messenger RNA from Lepisosteus oculatus (spotted gar), 836 nucleotides. NCBI's taxonomy places the organism in Eukaryota, Metazoa, Chordata, Actinopteri, Semionotiformes, Lepisosteidae. The record is from RefSeq and is a predicted model, not a curated record.